AUGGGACGUUUAUUGGCCAGAUUUCUAGAUUUACAGUGGCAUGAUUCAAUAGAUGCAAACAGACUGAGAUACAGACAGACAGGCAAGCAAGCAGGAGAACACAAAUGUUUCAUACAGAUGGUCAAAAACAAUGCAGCAAUUUUCCAAGCAGGAAGCGUGAAUAUAAUGCAGAGAGCACAACACAACACGACACAACUUAAAACAACACAACAUAACCCACAGUCCUCCAUUGCACAGAAUCAUGCAGCACAACAAAGCAACACCGACACAGCAGGUAUUUUAUAUAGACCAGAUCCAGAUCCGGAUAUUCACACAACCAUAUAUAUCAUGGCAGGCGGUUUAGAGAAAGAAUCACCUUUUAUAAUUUAA
Helobdella robusta is the source of this 369-nucleotide messenger RNA. RefSeq lists its product as hypothetical. The coding region runs from base 1 to 369 and encodes 122 amino acids. Lineage: Eukaryota; Metazoa; Annelida; Clitellata; Rhynchobdellida; Glossiphoniidae. The transcript is spliced from 4 exons. The record is from RefSeq and is a predicted model, not a curated record.